GAUAAUGCUUAAAAGUGAAAAGUUGAACAGACAGUUCACGGCAGAAAAUUUUAAGAAUUUCUAUAGUAAAAAACAUAAACAAAACAAUAAUAGAAAGACAACAAAGCGUAACAUUACUAUAUCCCCAAUUGUGGCUGUUAAAAAUCUUAUGAAUUUAUCCAUUUUUCCGGCCACAAUUUGUGUGGAGAAAAGUUUUCUUGUCUACCAGAAAGAUACGUAUGAAAAAAACCCCAUUAGAGAACACCACAAGCGAGUAAAGUAAAAAAAAGACAAGUGAAGGCUAAAAAACUUAGGCAGUGGUUUGGGUGUUUUUGGGGGAGACAAGUAGAAACAGCAGCAGCAGUAGUAGUCGCGAGCAGCAACGAGCCAACAACACAAACCAUCCAAAUGAACAACACCACUGAUCCGCUGUUGUAAAACUCACUUCUCUUUAAAUUUCGUUAAUUAUUGAUUUGCUCACCCUCAAUUUGGUCAAAACAAAUAAACAGACAGGAAGGGAUAUAGAAGAUACUUAGGGAGAGGAGUUCCCUUCCAAAGAUCCCCUUUUUAAAAGGGGUUCCAGCCAUAUCGAAAGAAAUAACAACCACAACAAAAUACAGCACUACCACAGAGAUACAGCAACAAAAAUAACAAUUGCAACAGCAACAACACAGAGAAAGAAGAAGAAGAAGAAGGGACCAUCAUCAUGAUGAACAACUACAGCAAUAUGAUGAUGGGCGAACAGUUCCGAAAGAUGGACUCAAAUUAUUCGCCCAAGUCAUCACCGCAUGGUGGGCGAUCGCCCGUCGUCUCACGACAGGAUUCAUCGGGAACCCUUAAAGCCACAAUAUCACUGGGGAAGACCCCAACGAUUAUACAGACGGGACCAUUCUACUCGAUGAAAGAGCCACCGGGGAAGGGCGAGCUGACGGGCGAUAAAGAUCUCAUGACUGAAUAUGGUUUACAUCAUACACUAACAAAGUUUAAGGAUAAAAAAGUCAAGGAAUCACUGUCCUCAUUUCUGCCCAAUCUGCCAGGAAUCUACGAUGGCAUGAAUAAUUUGGAAAACAGUACAUUACGCAGUGUCAUUGAUAAACCCCCCAUAGGAGGUAAAGAGCUAUUGCCUUUGUCCUCAGUACAAUUAGCUGGUUUCAGAUUACAUCCCGGACCGUUACCGGAACAGUAUAGAGCCUUUAAUACAAUACCCGCACGCAAACAUAAAAAUAAACAUAAAAAACACAAACACAAAGAUGGCCAACAGCCGCCCGAAACAAAUUUAAUGGAUUCUUCCGGUUUAGAGACUUAUGAGAAAAAACACAAAAAGCAAAAGCGCCACGAAGACGAGAAGGAGCGGAAAAAGCGUAAAAAGGAGAAGAAACGCAAAAAGAAAUCUCACAGUCCGGAGCCGCCUUCGUCGGGCGGUGUAUCGCCCAUGUUGGGUGGGCCAUCACAGCAGGGUGGUAUGAUGGGCAUGUCAAUGCAAGGUGGCAGUAUGGGUAGCCUUCAGGGCCUGACGACGGGUCCAAACAAUCCACUGGGGCCUGGUUCUGGUGUCACAAAUAUGUCAGGCCCUGGCGGUAUGAUGAUGCCUCAACAUGCUUCUUUAUUUUAGUUUAAAUUUAAUGAUAUAAACAAAUUAAGUCAUGUUUUAUGAUUUUCUUUUAGGUUGAAAUUAUGUUUAUUGCAAACAAACAAACAAAACAAAAAAGAAAGCUACUCCUCUAAUGUAAACUGUCAUUAUUUCCUGUACACACACCAAUACAACACCAAUCAAUUCUAGUUGUUGCCACUUAUAACCCAAAUUUCACUUUUACCUCACCACCGCCCAAAGCAAAUCCCCAAAACACGCCCCAUUAGAUCCCAUUCUCAUUUAAUGUGGGUGCGUGUGCUUUCUGUUGUUUACAAGGUAUUCAUGUGGAACACCAAAUUUUUUCAUUCCCACACCCUUACACAGCCUUCAUGAGUUGUUUGGUUAACAUUUGCCGAUGUAAGUUUUAUUUUUGGAAUUUAUUGGCCCCAUCCUAUUUUGCUCUUAGAUUACAAAAAGAAAAGAUCUUCCAUCAUGUUUUUAGAAUUUACAGACUCUUGUUUUCCCCCCCCCUCGACCCCACUUUCACUCUUCAGUUUUUUUUUAGUUCUUCUCAUUGAAAAUUGAAAUAACUUUCCCUUUGUUGGUUUCUUCUGAGUUCUCUUCCCCAACCCCCACAACUUCGUCGCACCUUGUUUUCACAAGUUUUAGUUAUUUUUUGUUUUAUUAAAUAAAAAUUGUAAUAUUUUUUCUUUCAUCUAGCUAUUAAGGUUUAAUAAACACUUUUUUUAUGAAAAAUUUAUUAUAAAAAUAAAAAAAAACAUAUUAUUUAGUGAUUUAAGAGUUGUACGCAAAAGAAAAAUA
Molecule: messenger RNA, 2371 nt
Organism: Stomoxys calcitrans (stable fly)
Lineage: Eukaryota; Metazoa; Arthropoda; Insecta; Diptera; Muscidae
Gene: MED19
Product: mediator of RNA polymerase II transcription subunit 19
Exons: 4
Coding region: 686-1591 (301 amino acids)
Biological process (GO): positive regulation of transcription by RNA polymerase II
Cellular component (GO): mediator complex
Molecular function (GO): transcription factor binding; transcription coregulator activity
Source: RefSeq, a predicted model, not a curated record